AUGAAGAAGAUGUUCUCCUGUUCCACCUCGCAGGUCGCGGUCGAGAGCUGGAACAAACACGACCAGAAGCUUUUCGAAGCCGUCGAGAAGGGGGACGUGGGCCGAGUUGCCGUCCUGGCUUCCAGAAAGACCGCGAGACCCACCAAGCUCAACGCCCUUGGCCAAUCUGCGUUCCAUCUGGCAGCUUCCAAAGGGCUCACCGAAUGCCUGACCAUCCUGCUGUCUCAUGGGGCCGAAGUCAAUGAGAAGAAUGACGACGGCAGCACAGCGUUGCACCUGGCCACCAUCGCCUGCCAGCCCCAGUGCGUGAAGGUUCUGCUGCAGCACGGUGCCAACGAGGACUGCGUGGAUGGGGAGAACCGCACCCCCCUACACUGGGCCGCCUCGUCAGGGUGUGCAUCCAGCGUCUUGCUCCUGUGCGACCAGGAGGCCUUCCUGGAUGUCACCGAUAACAACGGACGCACGCCCCUGAUGAUAGCGGCCGUGGGGAACCACCCCACCAUCUGCUGCCAGCUGCUCCAGAGAGGGGCCAGCGGCGACCUCACCGACAAGGACCAGAAGACUGCUCUGAUCCUGGCCUGUGAGAGCUCCAGUGUGGAGUCCGCCGAGCUGCUGGUAAGCAGCGGGGUGGACCUCAGCGUGGUGGACAGGAUGGGUCACGACGCCCUGCACUACGCCCUGCAGUCCCAGAGCCGCCCGCUGAGGAGGCUGCUGCGAAGUGCCCUGAAGAAGAGGAAGAGAAGAGGUGAGAGUAACUGGCAGAUCCUCUGUCACUCGAAGUCUUUCCAUCAAGAUCGGACCACGUCAGUAACGCAGCCAGAGGUCCGGGGCCUGUUACAGGGGCGGGUGGGCCAGGACCUUGGCCACGUCACAGCUGUUGUCAUUGGGGAUGAUCCGUUACCCACCUUACUAGCUGAAUUCCUGCUUGUGCAGAGCUGGGAUAUCCAGAAGGCAGGGGCUGCCGGGGGGCAAGGCAGCUCGCCACUCUGCGCUACGGAGAGCUUUAAAAUUUCAUCCAGUGUUUUUAUUUUUCCCCUGGCAGAGCACGGACCCGGCCGUCAAACAGGAGUCACUGCACAGGUGACCGCCGAACCACUGGAGCGCAGCAGCAGCAGCACAACCUUGCAGAGUGAGGUAGGCGGAGACGCCGAUGGGGAUGAAGAGGAUCUCGACGCCGAGGAGUGGAGGUGUCGGUACGAAGACGAGCAGACGAAGGUCCUGCAGUUGGAGGAGCAGCUAGUGAGGAAGGCGAAGGAGUGUGAUGCCCUGGUGGAAGGGUGCAAGGUGAUGAAGGAGAGGAUCUGGGACCAGGUGCAGGAGAUAAGCCAGCUGUUGCCGGAGAGGGCAGAUGAGGGCCGGCGGGUGCUGAGCCGCCGAUACAGCCGGGACACCACAGAAGAGGACUAUUACCUGAACCUUUUGGCUGAACAAGUGCAAGAGCUGAAGAAGAGACAGCAAGAGGCAGGGAGAGGAGGAAGCCAGAACGUAGCAGUGAAGGAAGAGAGGAUACAGUGGCCGGGGGAGGAGGAAGAGGAGGAGAAGAGACACCAUCAGGAGGAGCUGCAGCGGCUCCAGGCCGAAGUGGCCACGGCCCUGGAGGGGAAGGAGAGUGCGACGAAGAGGGUGGUGGAGAUCGAAGGCCAUCUGGAGAACAUGAGGGCGGUGAUCGCCGUCUACGAGGCCAAGAAGCGGGCCCACGGCGAGGCACUGGAGCAGCUGCAAGCGCGUGUCGCUGAGCUCGAUGGCGACAACCAACGGCUACGCGGGCUGCUGGGAAAGCAGCAGGGAGAAAGCCAGAAGGCGGGAAGGCAGGAGGUGGAUCAGAGAGGGCCCAGAGCCGCUCUCCAUGCUGAGCUAGGCCAGAUCCUGUCAUGGAUGAGGGAGACAGCUGACAGAGCACAGGAGGAGAAGGCCGCGGUCCUCGCUGAAAACGAGGCUCUGAAGAGGGAAGCAGAGGAGGCCCUUGGGGGCAAAUUUCACCUCGAGGCGGUGCCAUCAGAAGCCAUCAGGAAGAGCGUGGCCUCUUGGGAGAAGAUGGUGAUGGGCUUAGAACGUGCUCUGGCCAAGAUGGAUGAGGCCAACUCCAGCCUCCUGGAGAAAGCCAGGCCUCUUCAGGAAGCCAUCUCAGCCCCUCAGAGCAAGCAGGAAUCAGGGGUCUUGGUAAACGGCAUGGUGGCUUCCCAGCUCCAGGAGCUGAGAAAUGGCCUGGAGCAGCAUGAGGAGGAGAGCAAUGUCUUUAGAGAUGAGGCUGAGUCUCCACUGAGGCAACCUCAAUCCCCGGAGGAGCUGGAGAAGGGCAGGAUGGAAAAGAACCCGCUCCAAGAUGGCCCCCAUGGGCAACUCAGACCUAGGCUGAGGAAUGAUUCUGUGGAAACCAAGGGCCAGGCCAGGAGGAGAAGCUCUGACCUAGAGAAAGAGGUGUCGGACCUCAGACAGAACAACGGCAACCUCAUGAACGAGCUGGCCCAGUUGGGCCAGGAGAGGGAGAAGCUACAAGAUGAGCUCCAGCGUCUCUGGCAGCACCAGAAGGAGGGGUCCCCCCAAGGAGAGGCGCAGAGCCUGGUGGAGGAGCUGAGGCAGAGAGUGGCCGCCUUGUCCCGGGAGCUGUCAGCCGAGAAGGAAGAGACCAAGAAGCUGAGGCUAAGGCUAGAGACCCAGAAGAGGGAGAUGGUGGUGCUGAGGGACAGUUUCCUCAAGCAGAUGAUGGGAGAGGCCAACAGCGUGGGAAGCCAGAGUCUCAGCACCUGCAUCUUGGAGGAGCUGCACUGGAAACUGGACAACCUGGUGAAGAAGCAUAAUGAGGCCCUGCAGCUGGUGUCGGAGAUAGAAGAGGAGAGCCAGGUGCUUGUGGGCGACCAGGCUCCUGCCGUGCAGUGCGAGGCUAUCGAUGCCUCCGUUGGGGGCGAGAAAAGCCCUCAAAACCACGGUGUCCAGGCCCUCGGUCAGGAAGCGCCCGAGACCUUAGAGAUCGUUGGCGGAGAGCUGGUGCUUGAACCCUGGCGUUGGGUGAACGAGCUGGAGAGAGAUCUGUGGGAGCUGAAGGAGGAGCUAGAGGCAGCUCAGGCCACCCUGGGCGGUGAAAGCCACGACGUGACCAAGCUGAAGCAGAUGCUCGACCGACUGCCCGUGAAGGUGGCAGAGUUGUGCUCGGAGGAGGAGGAGACCCUGCGGAUGCACGAGAAGGCCUGGAGCUCCCUGGCGCUCCAGACUCAGGCUCUGGAAGAGGAGUUGCGAGCCCUUCAGGAGAAGCAUGAGGAGGUGAGGGGGAAGUCCGCCCAGCGGGAAGAGGCCCUGGCCGCAGAGAAGCAUAAGAACAAGGACCUGCUGGCCAAGAUGGCGGAGCAGGAGAAGGAAGCAGGAGAGCUGAGGGGGAAGUCGGAGCAGCUGGAGAGAACCAUCCAGAAGCUGAACAAGAAGGUGGAGGAGCUCUCCAGGACCUGCCAGGACAAAGAAGGGAAGAUUAAAAAGCUGCUGAAGGAGACGGAGAAGCUUUCGGCAGAGAUCUUGGCCCUGCGCAGCGAGAGUGCUCGUCUCCAGCUGCAGCUAGAGGUUAAGGAAAAAAAUCACCAGGAGAUUGUUACUAUCUACAGAACUCAUCUGCUCAAUGCAGCCCAGGGGUUCAUGGAUGAAGAAGUUCACUCGAUGCUGCUCCGAAUCCUGAGGGCGAAGGAGGAAUGAGCUUUGCCCUCCUCUUCCCGGGAACUAGGAUCUUUCUUCUGUGCAAGAACAUUCCAGGUAACGCCAGGAGGAGACUGGAGGGCCGAGCCCGCACCUUUCCAGCAGCGAGGAUAGCGCUCGAGGAACCAGCUGGGACCACGUCUGCCACCCCAC
Molecule: messenger RNA, 3831 nt
Organism: Trachemys scripta elegans
Lineage: Eukaryota; Metazoa; Chordata; Testudines; Emydidae
Gene: ANKRD35
Product: ankyrin repeat domain 35
Exons: 15
Coding region: 1-3678 (1225 amino acids)
Molecular function (GO): actin binding
Source: RefSeq, a predicted model, not a curated record